GUUAAUUCUUUUCAACUAACUCAAGGCAAAUGGCAAAUCCUUCAUCUUUUGUUCCUUUGAUGAUAUCUUUUGGUAUAUUCUUAGUAAUUGGGGUCAUUGUCCCAGCUGAUGCUGAUUCCAAGCAAAGGGCUUUCUUUGUAUUUGGUGAUUCACUUGUUGACAGUGGCAACAACAAUUAUUUGGUAACUACUGCUAGGGCUGAUUCUCCUCCUUAUGGAAUUGAUUAUCCGACCGGUAGGCCAACCGGUCGAUUCUCCAAUGGUCUCAAUAUUCCUGAUCUUAUCAGCCAAAAACUUGGUAUUGAGUCGGUAUUGCCAUACUUGAGUCCACGACUAAGAGGUGAAAAGCUUUUAGCUGGAGCCAAUUUUGCUUCAGCUGGAAUUGGCAUUCUCAACGAUACUGGAGUUCAAUUUCUUAAUAUAAUCAGAAUGUAUAGACAAUUAGAUUACUUCGAAGAGUACCAACAUCGAGUGGCCUCUAUGAUCGGCGCAGCCCGAGCUGAGAAGUUGGUCAAUAAAGCAUUAGUCCUCAUCACCGUUGGUGGUAACGAUUUUGUAAACAAUUACUACUUGGUGCCUUAUUCCGCAAGGUCUCGCGAAUAUUCGCUACAAGAUUAUGUCAAAUUUCUCAUCAUAGAGUAUCGCAAACUCUUAGAGAGACUAUAUGAUAUAGGAGCUCGUAGAGUUCUUGUGACAGGCACCGGACCAUUGGGGUGUGUUCCAGCAGAAAUGGCGAUGCGCGGAACAGAUGGAGGGUGUUCUGCUGAACUUCAAAGAGCUGCAACAUUGUACAAUCCUCAACUACAACACAUGGUACAAGGACUCAACAAGAAAAUUGGCAAAGACGUUUUUAUUGCUACAAAUACAGCAUUAAUACAUAGUGAUUUCGUUACUAACCCCAAAGCAUAUGGAUUUAUUACAUCAAGAAUUGCUUGUUGUGGACAAGGAGCCUACAACGGGAUUGGUUUGUGCACACCACUCUCUAAUUUAUGCCCAGAUAGAGACUUGUAUGCAUUUUGGGAUGCAUUCCAUCCAUCUGAAAAGGCAAACAAAAUUAUUGUGGAGCGAAUUUUGUCAGGUUCUAAAAGAUACAUGAAUCCAAUGAACCUUAGCACCAUCUUAGCAUUGGAUGAUACCACAUAACAACUCUCACAUUUCUUCUUGUAAUUGGAAUUGGAAUUUGGUUUUAAUUUGUACCAAGUGUGUGACUACCGCAUUCUCUAUAAAAUUGUGUCCUUCUAAA
Molecule: messenger RNA, 1242 nt
Organism: Medicago truncatula (barrel medic)
Lineage: Eukaryota; Viridiplantae; Streptophyta; Magnoliopsida; Fabales; Fabaceae
Product: GDSL esterase/lipase At5g18430
Exons: 5
Coding region: 30-1142 (370 amino acids)
Molecular function (GO): hydrolase activity, acting on ester bonds
Source: RefSeq, a predicted model, not a curated record